This is a messenger RNA of Manis javanica (Malayan pangolin), 3727 nucleotides long. It is a transcript of the gene CORO1C, whose product is annotated as coronin 1C. Gene Ontology annotation, molecular function: actin filament binding. Gene Ontology annotation, biological process: actin filament organization; neural crest cell migration. The record is from RefSeq and is a predicted model, not a curated record. Lineage: Eukaryota; Metazoa; Chordata; Mammalia; Pholidota; Manidae.
AUGAGGCGAGUGGUACGACAAAGCAAGUUUCGGCAUGUAUUUGGACAAGCAGUGAAAAAUGACCAGUGUUACGAUGACAUCCGGGUUUCUCGAGUGACCUGGGAUAGUUCCUUCUGCGCCGUCAAUCCCAGGUUUGUUGCCAUAAUCAUAGAAGCGAGUGGGGGAGGAGCAUUCCUCGUUCUUCCUUUGCACAAGACCGGUCGAAUUGACAAAUCCUACCCUACGGUAUGUGGCCACACAGGACCAGUGCUCGACAUAGACUGGUGCCCACACAAUGAUCAGGUCAUUGCCAGUGGUUCAGAGGACUGCACAGUUAUGGUGUGGCAGAUCCCAGAAAAUGGACUCACCCUUUCCCUGACUGAGCCUGUGGUGAUUUUAGAAGGCCACUCAAAGAGGGUUGGCAUCGUGGCCUGGCAUCCGACAGCCCGCAACGUGCUUCUUAGUGCAGGCUGUGAUAAUGCCAUCAUCAUCUGGAAUGUGGGGACAGGAGAAGCCCUUAUAAACUUGGAUGAUAUGCAUUCAGACAUGAUUUACAAUGUCAGCUGGAACCGGAACGGCAGUCUGAUCUGCACGGCUUCCAAAGACAAGAAAGUGAGAGUCAUCGAUCCUAGGAAACAGGAGAUUGUUGCUGAGAAGGAGAAAGCACAUGAAGGAGCAAGGCCCAUGAGAGCCAUCUUUCUGGCUGAUGGGAAUGUCUUUACCACUGGCUUUAGUCGCAUGAGUGAACGGCAGCUGGCUCUCUGGAAUCCGAAAAAUAUGCAAGAACCAAUUGCUCUUCAUGAAAUGGACACUAGCAAUGGGGUAUUGCUGCCGUUCUAUGACCCGGACACCAGUAUCAUUUACUUAUGUGGGAAGGGUGACAGCAGUAUCCGCUAUUUUGAGAUCACAGAUGAAUCCCCAUAUGUCCACUACCUCAACACAUUCAGCAGCAAGGAGCCUCAGAGAGGAAUGGGCUACAUGCCCAAGAGGGGACUUGAUGUUAACAAAUGUGAGAUUGCCAGAUUCUUCAAACUUCAUGAGAGAAAGUGUGAGCCUAUUAUCAUGACUGUUCCCAGGAAGUCUGACCUUUUCCAAGAUGACCUGUAUCCUGACACGGCGGGGCCCGAAGCAGCACUGGAGGCAGAAGAGUGGUUCGAGGGGAAGAAUGCAGAUCCAAUCCUCAUCUCCUUGAAGCAUGGAUACAUUCCAGGCAAAAACAGGGAUCUCAAGGUGGUCAAGAAGAACAUUCUGGACAGCAAGCCCACUACAAACAAGAAGUGUGACCUGAUCAACGUCCCCAAGAAAACCACAGACAUGGCCAGUGUGCAAAAUGAAGCGAAGUUGGAUGAGAUACUAAAAGAGAUCAAAUCUAUAAAAGACACAAUCUGCAAUCAAGACGAGCGUAUUUCCAAGUUGGAACAGCAGAUGGCGAAGAUAGCAGCCUGAAGGCCCACUGCACCACGGGAGCAAGGACUUGCGCUUGGUGGCUGGUUGCUGGUGUGGUCCCCGGGGGUGGCAAAGGGAGGCACUGCCAUUUGGAGACAUUCCAUUUCAGAUUUGUCAACCAGCGAUAGGCCACAUUCCAGUACGAACUCAGUUCGUCCCCCAAAUUUGCGGAAACAAAAUGUGAUUUAAAAGCUGAGCUUUUUUAUCAGAAAGUUUUUUUGAUGUUUUAAGUGUUACGUGACUUGUUGAACUUUUAAAAGACAAAAGUGCUACUUUUAAAAUCCCAGAUAUUCUGAAUUUUAGAACACCAACCAAUUCUGAUUCAGUGUCGUGCCCAAGUACCUUUUUUUUUUCUUUUUACAAACAGGGACCAAUGCCACACUGCUUUUUAUAUUUCUUUUUUUUUUAAUGUUGCCAAAACCAAAAGUAGCUUUUUUUUUUUUGUAUUUUUGCUACUUUGCAGUAUUUGUGGGGUUUUUUUUUCCUUAAUUUGAAAGGGACAGCACUGUGUAUGUUUAUAAACUAAAUGAAGAUAUUAUUUUGUAUAAACGUUCAUCUGAACAAUCAGAGCAGUGGCCACUACGUGCUGGCUCACUUGCAGCACAAACCCAGUCACCUUCAUGGCUGUACGAGAGGAAGACUUGAAAAUAUCACGCGGAUUCGUAUUACCACCCCCAUCAUUUCAUUGAGUCUUCUGAUCAAAAAAGCUCAUAGCGAGCGUAUCGUUUCCCAUCUUCCCUUUCUCUUUCCUAGAGAUUGCGUGGUUGUACCAGAAUGGAAUUUUGCUUCUUGGUUAUCCUGUGCUUCAGAUGAUUAUACUCUAACCGAAACUAGCAUGUGUUUCUGCAGUUCUGUUAUCCAUGGAGAACCUACUGCAUUCCUCACUUGAAACAUCAUGUUUCAGGUUUUGGUCAGUACUUGACAAGGGCGCCCCGGACAAAAAGCCCCACGUACUGUGGAGUGUUCCUUCCUGCCCAUUGCAGCAGCUUGCCUAGCCCUCGAGUACAGCAGGGGACUGCAGACCAGGGCACUUGGAGGGGAGUGUUUGCCCCAUGCGAUCCUCUGUUUUCCCGCGUCCCGUGCUGUGCUGGGGGCAGGGGUGGCUCGCCCUGCACCGCCAGAGCUCCUGCCCUCCCCUCUUCUCACCUCCGCUGCCACCUGUCUCAGGGCUUCCCCCAGCCAUUCCUUCUCUCCUUUCUGCCUUUCAGCCCUAACCACUCAGCUAAGAUGAGUGAGGCUGGGGUUGCUACUAAAUAUUGAGACUGAGGAGAAUAGUCUAGAAGGAGCAAGGCCAGGAGCACAGACCUGUGCUAUAGCUUUAAUGUGUACAAAUACAUCUCUCUGCACCCUCCAUGCAAACGCUUGCUCCACCCCUCCAGCUUACCCCAGGGCUGUGUCAAAGCACAGAGGCUCCCCAGACUCAGUGGGGCCAGAGGCUGAGCUCUGAUCACCCGUUUCAUUACUAGGUUAGCUAGAACUCUCCAUUUCCAUUUUCUCAUAUUGCAUGCUGGAGAAACAAGAUUUAAGGAGCCUUUGUUUUGGAAGGGCUGAGUGUCUGUGAUGGAACGUGAGACGUGUAGUGCCAUUGGGACCACGCUGGGGACUCGUGCACCUGCUUGUGCUGUAGGGAUGAGCUGGCUGGAAGCAUCUGUAUACAGGGAACAGGACAGAGGCAGUGUGGGGACGCUGGUUGGAAGGCACAGCCAAGCAGAGGUGAUGUCUGUGUAGGAAGGGCACUGCAUUUUUUCCCGAUAUUGGGAUUGCUGUCUCCACAAUUUCAGGGCCUCAGAAUGUUUGGUGUGGUUGUGUGUGUGUGUAUGUGUAUGUUUUUAAUAUUGAAGUGGAUAAUGAGAUGUAAAGACAAUAAUUACAGUGACUUAUAUUCAAACCUGUAUGUGUUUCUUUAUCAAUGUAAUCUGCUGAGGACCUUCAUUUUUAAGAUCCAGGAAUGCUUUAAGGUUCUGAUAUCAAAUUAAUUAAGUAAACAAAAUUGUUAUUGAUGGUGAUGAAGCACCACAGGGCAUGUGGUUCCAAGAGAAGAGGGAGGGCAAGGAAAAGUUUUUCUGGUCUUAGUGUGUAGCUUAUGACUUAUUUAAUGAGCAGAUGCCCCGCCAGGCUCAGAGUUGCCGCCUGAAGCUUUGUGGAUUACUUUUCCUGUUUUGUCUUUUUUUUUUUUUUAGCCAUGCUAUCCCAGAGGAGAACCAGUGAAUUUACUCCUAGAUCGGCUCUUAUAGAGCGACCAUAGUAUUCUGUCAAAACACUUGCUUCCAUUUUCAAAGAUAAAAAAUCAUUGAUUACAGAA